GUGACGGUUGGAAAACAAGCGAUUUCCUUACUGCUCAUGUGAUUUGUGUUUUUGAGUUCACAGAGAAGUCAUGUCCAGCAGGUACCAGAUAGUGGUGCAGGGCGAGGCGUCUGAGACAGACUCUGAUGAUGAAGUCUACAUCACCUCCCUGCCCGCUCCACAAACUGCCUCAGUCGGAGCCAAGGUUCCUGGAGAGGCGUCUGAAACAGACAGCGAGGGCGAGGAGGAGGAGCAGGCAGACCGAGCCUCUGCAGUGAGCCAGGAGGGCGCUCAGAUACUGAGGAGAGACCUGCCUCCUCUUAUCGUAGUCAGAGACCAUCCUGAUAUACAGUCCAUAGUGGAAGACAGGCCAAGCCCCACACACAGGCCAUAUGGUGACACCCUUUUACAACAAAAGCUGCGGGAGUCUAACAGCCAUCUGUAUCACGACGUGUCACAGACUCUACGGCAGGUUUAUGGCGGUGCUGCCAAAGAGGUGCGCAGUGCAACAGCUCAGCUGAAUACGUCGCAGGGCGCCAUCAUCAACGCUUCUCACAGCAUCAGAUUAAUUCUGGAUGACCUGAAGGCUGUGUCUGAGAAGAUUGACAUUAUCACCAGCUGUCAAAUACUGCCUGAUAUUAACAUGAGUGACCCAAAUAAUUAUACAGCUCCUGUCCCUUAAAGAAACAAAACGAUAUAUAUAUAUUUAAAAUAAACAUUUUAACAUAAUUUCAGUGAAUAUGAGAGACUCAAGCUCUAAAAAUAGCAUGUUUGCUUUACUUUAGUGUAAUAUAUACUGUGUGUAUUUAUCUGUCCGGUAAUGUCUGUUCCUGUGUCUGGAACUUUGGGGAUAUUUCUGUAAAGAGCAGGAGUCGAGGAAAAAAAACACCUGUUCUGUCAUCUCAAGUUUUGCAUCUCUCUUCCAGGAGUUAUAGUUUGGUGUACAUUUCACAUAGGAAUUUAUUGAUAAUAUCCAUUUUUUUUUACCUGCAGUGCUUUGUAAAUAUUAAUAUAACUCAACAUAAUAUCUUAAACCACUGAGCUGAUUUUUAUAUGGCUUAUCAUUUUGUGUCUGUUGUUUUCUGGUCCUCUGUGAUAGGCCAAGGAGGUAGAGCUGUACAAUUUUCUCAUAGUAUAAUUUUUUUUUUCUUUUUUCCCAUGUGUUAAAGCUGUAAAAUAAAAGUAACUCAAUAAUAUAAAUUGACACAUUGCCCUGAUGCUUCACUGAUGUGGCUUUGAAUAAAAGUAGAGAUGAUUGAAAUCA
This is a messenger RNA of Seriola dumerili (greater amberjack), 1243 nucleotides long. RefSeq names its product biogenesis of lysosomal organelles complex 1 subunit 3 (gene bloc1s3). NCBI's taxonomy places the organism in Eukaryota, Metazoa, Chordata, Actinopteri, Carangiformes, Carangidae. Gene Ontology annotation, cellular component: BLOC-1 complex. The transcript has 5 exons. Bases 71 to 661 code for a protein of 196 amino acids. The record is from RefSeq and is a predicted model, not a curated record.